AUGGAUUACAACAACGAAGACAUUAAUGAAGACUCGGAUGAAAGUUAUGGCAAAGAAUUGAAUGAAGAUAUGACUGAAUCGACGGAUAAUGUGAAGACAAAUGCGAGAAAAAUACAAAGAGUAAUGAAAUGGGAUUCAAAUCAAUCACUCUCUGAAUCCUUGCGAUACAAUCGGACAGAAAGAAAGAAAUACUUUGAUUUCAAUACAAAUGCAUUCAUUUGUCCGAUAAAUGAGUGCCACAAGAGUUUCGGGACUGAUAUUAGAUUUUACGGCCAUUUAUAUGGCACUCAUUCUAACCAAGCAUUUAAGUGUAAAGUCAAAGGAUGUGAUAAAGUCUGUAAGAAUAUGACUUGUCUUAGUUCACACGCCAGAACCCAUGAGAACCGACGGAUCAGAUAUCGGUGUGAAUACAAAGAAUGUCACAAAACUUUUUUAAGUAGACCCGGUCUGAAGAAGCACUCCAUGACACACAGCACUCAAAGCACUUCCACACCAAUUGUCAAGAAGUUUAAGUGUCAUUACAGCGAAUGCCAGAAGAGGUUCGCGAGAAAAGAAGGUCUAACUGAACAUUUGGAGAGACAUUCAUCUGUGAGGCCCUAUAGGUGUGACUUCAUUGGGUGCGGGAAGUGCUUCAAGACAUUCCCUGAUCUCAGACGUCAUUCAUUAGUACACAAAACGGGUCCCACUUUUAGGUGUGAUGUCGACCGAUGUGUUAAUAUGUUUUACACCGAAUACCACCGAAGCCUUCAUCACAAGUCUGUUCACAAUUACUGUCCAAAAGAGUCUGCGGUUUAUGUCGAGAAAGCGAUGGAAGAAGUCAUUGAAGACUUGGAUAACAAUUGUAUGGAAACGACAGAAACUAUUGAUUCAAAUAAUGACAAUAAGUCUAUAAAACAGGAAUCAGUGAAAACAGAUUCAAACCAUUCAACGGCUGAUAUACUGAUCAAUAAUCGCACGGAAAGAGAGAAGUGCUUUGAUUUGAAUGCAAAGACAUUUAAAUGUCCGCUAAAUUGUUGCAACAAAAGUUAUGCGACAAAUGCGAGGUUUUUAAAACAUUUGCAUAGAUUUCAUACGAAUAGACGCUUUGAAUGCGAAUUCAAUGAUUGCAAUAAAGUAUUCAAAACACAGUUUGAGCUGAAAAUCCAUUCAGGCAUUCAUUUAAGCGAUAAACCAUUUAAAUGUCAUUAUAAUGGCUGUGAUUAUGAAACGCAUUCAAAUAAAAUAUUGAACAGACAUUUUGUGAUCCAUUCAACGGAGAGACCAGUGUUUAGAUGCGAUGUCAUUGACUGCGGGAAGACAUUGAAGAGUAAAUUGUCUCUCGAAAAGCAUAUACAGAAUAUGCACGUAAGCGGACCGACACUCAAGUGUGGAAUCAAUGGCUGCAGUGAUAUGUUCACAAAUGAACACCAAAAACGCAAACAUCAAACCCUUGUCCACAAUCGGGAACCGCUCGCUUACAAGCGUCUGAAACACCGGUGCGAUUGGCCGGGAUGUGAGUGGACGGGCAGAGGGAUCGCCGAACAUAAGCGCUCACAUACGGGCGAAAAGCGAUACCAGUGUUUAUGGCCCGACUGUGGCCAACAGUUCCGAAAGAGUUGUCACUUAACUAAUCACAUGAAUGUUCACAACAAUGUUAGGCCCUAUGCCUGUCAUUGGCCCGGAUGUCAGUAUAGGGCCACUAAUAGUGCUAAUCUUAUCGCACAUAUAAAACAAGUCCAUAAAAUGUGA
Medioppia subpectinata is the source of this 1728-nucleotide messenger RNA. NCBI's taxonomy places the organism in Eukaryota, Metazoa, Arthropoda, Arachnida, Sarcoptiformes, Oppiidae. The record is from the annotation of a GenBank genome assembly.